Galeopterus variegatus (Sunda flying lemur) is the source of this 2099-nucleotide messenger RNA. RefSeq names its product protein kinase, membrane associated tyrosine/threonine 1 (gene PKMYT1). The record is from RefSeq and is a predicted model, not a curated record. NCBI's taxonomy places the organism in Eukaryota, Metazoa, Chordata, Mammalia, Dermoptera, Cynocephalidae. Bases 492 to 1964 code for a protein of 490 amino acids. Gene Ontology annotation, biological process: protein phosphorylation. The transcript has 9 exons. Gene Ontology annotation, molecular function: protein kinase activity; ATP binding.
CCGCGGCCCGGUUCUCGCUCCUCCUGGGAAGCGCCGCGCCCGCCUUCCCUCAACUUUCGCUGGCUAGCCCCGUCCCGCGGCCGCCUGUCCCCUCGCCGGGCGACCCCCGGGCCCUCGCUGGGGGCUUAGCUGCGGGAGGCCGUGCGCAGCCGAUGAGCCCGGCCCAGUGAGCGAGUGAAGCCCCGGAAACCGCCGAGGCCCGCCCGGCCUCACCCGGAGCCCCCGCUCCUUCUGCCAACCCCUUCCCACCUCUAAGGCUGUUUGGCCAGGCCAGUCGUGCAAGAACGUUUUCAGUUUCUUAAAGAAGCUGAAAGAAUAAAGGAAAGUGCUUGUUGCCCCCACAGCCUUCAUGUUUAAAGCAGAACAUGUGUGUGGUGUAGAUGCAGCUCUCUUCUGCAGUCUCUGAGGCCAUAAGACCAGGCGCCGUUUGAGUGGACACAUUGCUCUGUACUCAGCCUCCAUCUUCGUCCCCAGGGCCUUCUGCGCUGGCCAUGCCUGUACCCAUGGAGGGCACCCCGCCUCCCCUGAGUGGCACCCCUGUCCCAGUCCCAACCUACUUCCGCCAUGCAGAACCUGGUUUCUCCCUCAAAAAGCCAGGGGGGCUCAGCCGGAGCCUCCCACCCCGGCCCCCUGCCAAGGGCAGCAUCCCUGUUAGCCGCCUCUUCCCUCUUCGGACCCCAGGCUGGCACCAGCACCAGCCCCGGAGGGUGUCAUUCCGGGGCAAGGCCUCAGAGAUCCUGCAGAGCCCCGGGUAUGACCCGAGCCGGCCAGAGUCCUUCUUCCAGCAGAGUUUCCAGAGGCUCAGCCGCCUGGGCCAUGGCUCCUAUGGAGAGGUCUUCAAGGUGCGCUCCAAGGAAGAUGGCCAGCUCUAUGCGGUAAAGCGCUCCAUGUCGCCAUUCCGGGGCCCCAAGGACCGGACCCGCAAGCUGGCCGAGGUGGGCAGCUAUGAGAAGGUGGGGCAGCACCCACACUGCGUGCGGCUGAAGCAGGCCUGGGAAGAGGGCGGCAUCCUGUACCUGCAGACGGAGCUGUGCGGGCCCAGCCUGCAGCAGCACUGUGAAGCUUGGGGUACCAGCCUGCCCGAGGCCCAGGUCUGGGGCUACCUGCGGGACACCCUACUUGCCCUGGCCCACCUGCAUGGCCAAGGCCUGGUCCACCUUGAUGUCAAACCUGCCAACAUCUUCCUGGGGCCUCGGGGCCGCUGCAAGUUGGGUGACUUUGGGCUGCUGGUGGAUCUGGGUACAAUCAGAGCCGGUGAGGCGCAGGAGGGAGACCCUCGCUAUGUGGCCCCUGAGCUGCUGCAGGGCUUCUACGGGACAGCAGCGGAUGUGUUCAGUCUGGGUCUCACAGUCCUGGAAGUGGCCUGCAACAUGGAGCUGCCCCAUGGUGGGGAGGGCUGGCAGCAGCUGCGCCAGGGCUACCUGCCCCCCGAAUUCACUUCUGAUCUGUCUCCUGAGCUGCGUUCUGUCCUUGUCAUGAUGCUGGAGCCCGACCCGAAGCUGCGAGCCACAGCCAAGGCCCUGCUGGCCCUGCCCAUGCUCAGGCAGCCACGGUCCUUGAGCAUCCUGUGGUGUACAGCUGCUGAAGCCUGGAGUCGAGGCUGGGCCCUGUGGCAGGCCCUGCUCGCCUUGCUGUGCUGGCUCUGGCAUGGGCUGGCUCACCCUGCCAGCUGGCUGCAGCCCCCAGGCCCGCCGGCCACCCCACCUGGCUCGCCGCCCUACAGCCUCCUCCUGGACAGCAGCCUCUCCAGCAGCUGGGAUAACGACAGCAUAGGGCCCUCGUUCUCUCCAGAGGCCGUCCUGGCCCAGGCCAAUGGGAGCACCUCCACCCCCUGGAGCAGGCACACGCCGAGGGAUGCCCUGGACCUAAGUGACAUUGACUUGGAGCCUCCUCGGGGCUCCUUCCCCUCCUUUGAGCCUCGGAACCUCCUCAGCCUAUUUGAGGACUCACUGGACCCAACCUGAGCCCUUGGCCCAGCCUCGGUGCUUUUAACCUUUUAUCCCCUUUCCCUCUGGGAACUCUCAUGGUCCCCUCUGCCUGGCCAUAUCUAAUAAAAGGUAUUUGAAUCCUGGGAGCAUCCAGGCUUGCUUGUGUGGCAA